Molecule: messenger RNA, 1614 nt
Organism: Alnus glutinosa
Lineage: Eukaryota; Viridiplantae; Streptophyta; Magnoliopsida; Fagales; Betulaceae
Product: heat stress transcription factor A-8
Exons: 2
Coding region: 233-1312 (359 amino acids)
Biological process (GO): regulation of transcription by RNA polymerase II
Cellular component (GO): nucleus
Molecular function (GO): DNA-binding transcription factor activity; RNA polymerase II cis-regulatory region sequence-specific DNA binding
Source: RefSeq, a predicted model, not a curated record
AAAAGCCCGAAACAAUCGUACCGUACGGAUCGCAGCAGACUGACCACUGGGAGAGGGAGAGAGAGAGAGAGAGAGAGAGAGAGGCCCAGACCAAUAGUCGGAGUCGGAGCACAUUAUUAUUCCAAACGUGUUCACACAAUCCAACUACGAAAGUAUAAACCCACCCUCACUUGCUCUGUUUCCAACAUCUACUACGAAUUCCGAUUCGAAUUCCGAGUUUUCGGUUUUGUGGAUGAUGGUGAAGAAAUCAACCGAGAAUGGGUCGGAUUCGGUGGCGCCGUUUCUGAAGAAAUGCUACGAGAUGGUAGACGACGAGACCACGGGCUCGAUCAUAUCAUGGAGUCAGACGGGUGAGAGCUUUGUCAUCUGGGACGCGACAGAGUUCUCGGUCCGAUUGCUUCCCAAGUACUUCAAGCACAGCAAUUUCUCAAGUUUCAUGAGGCAACUCAACAUCUAUGGUUUUAGAAAAAUUGAUACAGACCGCUGGGAAUUUGGAAAUGAUGGAUUUGUACGAGGGCAAGAACAUUUGUUGAAGAAUAUCUGUAGAAGGAAAAAGUUGCAGCAGCCUGAAAACUCUGAUGGACCAGGCGAAAAAAGUGAAAACUUAGAUCUGUGGAAGGAAAUUGAGAACUUAAAGACAGAUAAAAAUGCUCUUACGCAGGAGUUGGUCAAACUUAGGCAGCACCAGGAAAUUUCAGAAAAUAAGUUGCUCCUCUUGAGAGACCGCCUGCAAGGAAUGGAAAAGAAUCAGCAACAGAUGCUGUCAUUCUUAGUGAUGGCCAUGCAAAACCCUGGGUUUUUAGUUCAGCUGCUUCAGCCAAAAGAAAAUAAUUGGCGCAUGGCCGAAGAGGCCAACAUGCUAGAAGUGGGUACAGAGGAUGAUGGGCCAUUAUCUUCUGAUGGGAUGAUAAUUAGGUACCAGCCACCAGUGGAUGAAACACCAGAGCCUGUACAGAUACGGACCCCAGGAUCAGAAAAAAAACAAGAAGUUAAUCAUUCUCCUGAUGGGAUGAAAGAUUUUUUUCUGAAUGCUGAUUUUUUGAAAAUGCUUAUGGAUGAAAAAAUGUGUUCUUUAGAUAAUCAUGCUCCAUUUAUCCUACCAGAUUUACCGGAUGAUGGUUCAUGGGAACAGCUUCUUUUAGCCAGCCCUUUUGAAAAAAAUACUGAAGAUAGAAAGAUGGAUAGUGAAGAGCCUGUUGAUUCGAUGGAGAUGGAGAUAGAAUCAACAGAGUCUGGAAGCCAGUGCGAAAUAUCUCAAAAUUUUGAACUUUUGAUCAAAAAAAUGGAGAAAUCACGUAAGUUUGGAAUGUAAUAGUCAGUUUAUAAGGCUUAGUUGGAGAAAUGGCAGCAGUUUAAUGUAAUAAUCAGUUUAUAAGGCUUAGUUGGUGAAAUGGUAGCACUUUGAACUUCUAAUGAGCAAAUGGGACCUGUUUUCGCGAGCUCUUCUGACACCCUUUCUAUGUUAUUCAUCAUAAGUGAAACACGUUCCACAUUCCAAUGUUUCUUACAGUACUCAUUAUCUGAACAAGUGUAAGUUGGCUCUUGCCAUUUAUUUCUUUCACAAAGUAAAAUUUAAUGAAAAAUUCCUAAUCUCGACCAAUGAGAAUUAUCUUA